Molecule: messenger RNA, 3251 nt
Organism: Mugil cephalus (flathead mullet)
Lineage: Eukaryota; Metazoa; Chordata; Actinopteri; Mugiliformes; Mugilidae
Gene: hmbsb
Product: hydroxymethylbilane synthase, b
Exons: 14
Coding region: 152-1228 (358 amino acids)
Biological process (GO): heme biosynthetic process
Cellular component (GO): cytoplasm
Molecular function (GO): hydroxymethylbilane synthase activity
Source: RefSeq, a predicted model, not a curated record
CCAAUGACAUCAGAGGCUUCACGUUCAUUCAUAUGCGGAGGAGGGUUGCCCUUAUUACUCCCAAAGAUUUGGUGAUUUUUAAUGAUUUCCGCGUCUACCGAAGCGCGCUGUUGAUUCGUGCAACAUCGACAGAGUGAACCGGAUCACCGCAAUGUCGGAGGAAGCAAGUUCACCGGAUGGGAACGGCAAGGUCAGUCGGGUCAUCCGGAUAGGAACCCGCAAGAGCCAGCUGGCUCGAAUCCAGACGGACAGUGUGGCCGACAAGCUGAAGGAACUCUACCCUGAAAUCCACGUGGAAAUAGUUGCCAUGUCAACAACAGGGGACAAAAUCCUUGACACAGCUUUAUCAAAGAUUGGUGAGAAGAGUUUGUUCACCAAGGAGCUGGAGAACGCUCUGGAGAGGAAUGAGGUCGAUCUGGUUGUUCACUCCUUGAAAGACCUUCCCACCAGUCUGCCUCCGGGAUUCACCAUCGGAGCUGUACUGAAGAGAGAAAACCCCCAUGAUGCAGUGGUCUUACAUCCAAAAAAUGUGGGGAAAACUCUGGACACGCUGCCACGAAACAGUGUGAUCGGAACCAGUUCACUGCGCCGUGCUGCUCAGUUGAAGAAAAGGUUCCCCCACCUGGAGUUCAAAGAUAUUCGUGGGAACCUGAACACUCGACUGAAGAAGCUGGAUGAGAAGGAAGACUUUGCUGCCAUCAUCCUGGCUGCUGCUGGUCUCAGGAGAAUGGGCUGGGAGAACCGGAUCAGCCAGAUCUUGGGGCCUGAAGACUGCAUGUACGCUGUUGGACAGGGGGCUCUGGCAGUGGAGGUCAGAGCCAGAGAUACAGACAUCCUGGAGAUGGUGUCCGUCCUCCAUGAUCCUGACACGGUGCUACGCUGCAUCGCUGAGAGAGCCUUCCUCAGACACUUGGAGGGUGGCUGUAGCGUUCCAGUCGCUGUGCACACUCAAAUCAAAGACUCCCAGCUCUACCUGACGGGGGCAGUGUACAGUCUGGAUGGGUCAGACAGCUUGAAGGAAACCAUGCAGACAAGCACUGCAGCUACCGACAAGAAUUUAGAAGAGGUGGACGAGCGGGCCCAACAUGUGGGAGUCACAGCCACUAAGAUCCCGGCGGAGGCCCAGGACAGGGCCGAGCGGCUGGGGGUCGAUUUAGCCAACUUGCUACUGAGCAAAGGAGCCAAGGAGAUCCUGACGGUGGCCAGGCAGCUCAACGACGCCAGAUAAUCCCGCCCUGUCGCGGUUCCACAGUGUGCAGUCAGUGACAACCUUGUGUCAAGUAAAAACUUGAAUUCCUUCUUUUUGAUGCUCAUUUGACGUUGACUUUUGUAAAGUUUUGGUGACUUUCUGUUGCGCCAGGUGGGGAUUUACUUGGACCAACGUUGUGCUCAGUGGGUUACAAAGCUGCUAAACUGACUACCGCUGUCAGUGUGUCCAUCAUGGAUUUGGUUCUAGCCUGUUCUUAUUCACAGUACCUCAUGGAACCGUCUCUUGGGCCACGUACUGUAGAAAUCACCUCUCUGACAUUAUUUAGUAGAAACACUGAAAGGCCUUCAAAUAAUUUACUUACAGUAACAUUGCUGGCUGAUAUUCUCACGGUCAAACCCUUGGUAGUUUUUUUUUUGUUGUUUUUUUAAAAGCACAUUAUUAUGUUAACUAACUAACUUAAGGUCGUCUGCACUCACAAAUACUAUCUCCCCAAACCGAAGGACGUUCCAACAAAAACCAUUCUUCACAAGCAGAUAAACAAGAAAUUAAUCCAGAGUUGCCCUCUCAGCUCUUGUGAAAAAGACUAAUUAAAAAGCCCAUUUUUAGCCCAUUUUCUGGUCGGGAGCUAUCAAUACCAACAACAACGAGAUAACUAUAGAUGUAAAAGGUUAAGAAAUGUUAAAUUUAAGUUUACAAUCGUUACUGACUUUGUACCUGUUAUGAUCCAAAUCUAACCUUCCAGCAUCUCCUUCACUCAUCUUGAGAUUAUCUAUCUAUUUUUGGCUACUUCUUCAAGACAGAGAUAAUAUAUUUAAUACAAACAAUAAGCUUGAAGGAGCAUUUUGUUUGACCUGUUCACAUAGCUGGUGUUCACAUGAUCUGUAAAGGCUUGAAGCUACGGGUUUAAAGACUCAUCCCCGCAUCAUUUUCCAGCUUCCUGUUUGGAUUUUAAUUGUGCACUGUUGACAUUUUAAGAUUAGUUGAUGCUGCAUAUUGACAAUAUGGGUGCACUAACUCUCCAGAAGGCUUUGCAGUAGGCAGUGUUAACUGGAAACUUGUGAUUUUAAAAUGCUGGUUUAAAAAGUGGAUUUACAGUAGUGUGCUGGACUGAUAGAAGAACACUCUUUGAAUUUCAAAAGACACCAGACGUUAUUCAAGAGGCAGUAUUGCUCCUUUAAACGAGAACAGUACUGGCUCAAAUCUUGAUUUCUAUUUUGGAGCCAUUCAUGUAGGUGUCGAUUGUAGGUCGUGGCACAGUUAUGUAGAAGAACAUUGCGUUCAUUGAAUUGCCUAAAAUGAAAAAUAUCUCAUGACUAUAUUACAUAGUUUAAUUAUGAGAAAACUAUCUAAUAUAUUCUAUAGUGUUGUCAUCCUGACAUAUUGAUUGAAACUCCUCCAUCUCCUGAUUAUGAGAUAUCGUGCUCAUUCCUAAAGUCUUUGUAUUGUAGUCCCUUCUCAUGAUUAAGCUUUUCUCACAAUUACACAAUUUGUAUCUCAAAAUAAUAAUCAGGAGUCCUAACCAAAAGUAGUUUUCUUGUAAAUUGGAAUGAAAUGUGGAGUCACAAAACAUACAGGUUGUAGGCUUAACAGUACAUAAUUAUACAAUAUAUGCAAUGCAUAUGUUAGACUUUGUGUACAAAUAAGACAAGACAUUCAUUAGAUUUUCAAACUUAAUGAAAAACCGUCAGUGCCAUCAUAGUAAAAUGUAUCAUUUCUGUCUACAUAAGCUGCACAUUUGCCUUAGAUCUGUUUUGUUUCUUAAUUUUUCAUCAGUAUACCCAUUGUACAGUUAGUGUGACUAUGUUGUUCCUUUUAUUUUUUAGGUCUUUGUUAUAUAUUAUACAUAAUUUAAACCUCCUGAGAAAAUGUGAGGUAACGUUAGCCAUAUUUGUUUUUCAGCUUUAAUUUGUUCUGUAUGAGUUAACGUAGAAUACUUUUUAGGCUCGGUCUAACCAAAAGUGGUAACACAAUAUGUACAUGGUGUGUCAAAUAAAACCACUAAUGUCAAGAGACAAUUGUCAAUAAAGUUUUGUGUGUUAAA